This is a messenger RNA of Echinops telfairi (small Madagascar hedgehog), 3427 nucleotides long. RefSeq names its product archain 1 (gene ARCN1). Gene Ontology annotation, cellular component: COPI vesicle coat; cytosol. NCBI's taxonomy places the organism in Eukaryota, Metazoa, Chordata, Mammalia, Afrosoricida, Tenrecidae. Gene Ontology annotation, biological process: retrograde vesicle-mediated transport, Golgi to endoplasmic reticulum; Golgi localization; endoplasmic reticulum to Golgi vesicle-mediated transport. The record is from RefSeq and is a predicted model, not a curated record. Bases 1 to 1554 code for a protein of 517 amino acids. The transcript is spliced from 9 exons.
AUGUACACGUGCUUGUGGCAGGUGCUGUUGGCAGCGGCAGUCUGCACGAAAGCAGGAAAAGCCAUCGUUUCUCGGCAGUUUGUGGAGAUGACCCGAACUCGGAUUGAGGGUUUGUUAGCAGCUUUUCCAAAGCUCAUGAACACUGGAAAACAGCAUACAUUUGUUGAAACAGAGAGUGUAAGAUAUGUCUACCAGCCUAUGGAGAAACUGUACAUGGUCCUGAUCACUACCAAAAACAGCAACAUUUUAGAAGAUCUGGAAACCCUGAGGCUCUUCUCGAGAGUGAUCCCUGAAUAUUGCCGAGCCUUAGAAGAGAAUGAAAUAUCAGAGCACUGCUUUGAUUUGAUUUUUGCUUUUGAUGAAAUUGUCGCCCUGGGAUACCGAGAGAAUGUGAACCUGGCACAGAUCAGAACUUUCACAGAGAUGGAUUCUCAUGAAGAGAAGGUGUUCAGAGCAGUCAGAGAGACUCAAGAACGGGAAGCCAAGGCUGAGAUGCGGCGUAAAGCCAAGGAAUUACAGCAGGCCCGAAGAGAUGCAGAAAGAAUGGGCAAAAAAGCACCAGGGUUUGGGGGUUUUGGAAGCUCUGCAGUAUCUGGAGGCAGCACAGCUGCUAUGAUCACAGAAACCAUCAUUGAAACUGAAAAACCAAAAUUGGCACCUACACCGGCCAGGCCUUCAGGCCCCAGCAAGGCUUUGAAACUUGGAGCCAAAGGAAAAGAAGUAGAUAACUUUGUGGACAAAUUGAAAUCCGAGGGUGAAACUGUCAUGUCCUCCAAUAUGGGCAAGCGUACCUCUGAAGCAACCAAAGUGCAUGCUCCGCCUGUUCAUAUGGAAAGUGUGCAUAUGAAGAUUGAGGAAAAGAUCACACUGACCUGCGGAAGAGAUGGUGGAUUACAGAACAUGGAGCUGCAUGGCAUGAUCAUGCUUAGGAUCUCAGAUGAUAAAUUUGGCCGAAUUCGUCUUCAUGUGGAAAAUGAAGACAAGAAAGGGGUGCAGCUACAGACCCAUCCAAAUGUGGAUAAAAAACUUUUUACUGCAGAAUCUUUAAUUGGUUUGAAGAAUCCAGAGAAGUCAUUUCCGGUCAACAGCGAUGUAGGAGUGUUAAAAUGGAGACUACAAACCACAGAGGAGUCUUUUAUUCCACUGACGAUUAAUUGCUGGCCCUCGGAAAGUGGAAAUGGCUGUGAUGUCAACAUAGAGUAUGAGCUACAAGAAGAUAGUUUAGAACUAAAUGAUGUGAUUAUCACCAUCCCACUCCCGUCUGGUGUUGGAGCACCUGUGAUUGGUGAGAUCGAUGGCGAGUAUCGACAUGACAGUCGACGAAACACGUUGGAGUGGUGCCUGCCAGUGAUUGAUGCCAAAAAUAAGAGUGGCAGCUUGGAGUUCAGCAUCGCCGGGCAGCCCAAUGACUUCUUUCCUGUUCAAGUUUCCUUCAUCUCCAAAAAAAAUUACUGCAACAUCCAGGUUACCAAAGUGACCCAAGUAGAUGGAAACAGCCCUGUAAGAUUUUCCAUGGAGACCACUUUCCUCGUGGAUAAGUACGAAAUCCUGUAAUACCAAGAAGAGGAGACUAGAGGGAAAUUUUUCAAGUUCACAAUGAACAAGCCAACCGUUGGCUGAAGAGUUUUUUUUCCAAAUCUACAAGCCAUUGGAGCCCCCUUUUUCUGAUAUCAUGCACGAUUCUCUACGCGCAAGGACCCUCAACUCACCCCAGGGUUUCAGUGUCACAGGGACAUUCUGUGGCAAAGAGAUGACACAACAAAGGGAAAGGCUCCUGAUUUCUUUGGCAGAUUUCACUGGCAGCAGGAAGGCAAGCGCUGCAGACAGUGACCCAGUUUGGCACCUUCUUAGCCUUCACCGAAGCGGUCCUUUGUUUAAUCCCUAAAUAUGGUUCUAGUCAUACUUUGUUUUUUCAAUUUUUUUCUGAAGGUUUUAGACUUUCGUGUAUUUUUUCUUUACCUGUAGUAGUUUUGGGGAAUUCUACCCCCACUCCAGCCCCACCCCUUCUUUUUAUUCAAUUAAGCAAUGGGAUCUUCUAUACUUAGGCAGGCACUCUAGGAAACAAAUCAACCUAGUCCAUUCUUGAUUGUUGGACUAAACAGGUAGACAGACUCCUUUAAGGAAUAGGGAACUCCGAAGUUGAAAGAUGAGGAUAUCUUCUGUCCUUUUCCCAUGUCCCUCUGUGUCUCUCCCCCCGCCCCCCCAAUUCCUUUCCCACGUUUUCCUUUAGUUAGAGCAUCACUGUGAACCUGCUGUGUCUAGGAACGGACGAGAGCUGAAAGACUGCUUUCUGAUGACACAGCCCCACUUCCAGAUGCCUGGGAGAAGGAGGGUGAUGGUUAGAGAUGCCAUAUUCACAGGUUAAAAAUCAUGUUUCCUGCUGGUGCUACCCAAGCUUCUCGCUCUGCCUACUUCACGGAAGACAUACUAGCUCCGUCUUCCUGAUGUAUUCACACUCUUCACGUUCACCACCUCCCUGCUCUAGGUGUCAUCAUUCCUGUCCUUUCCUGUUCGAGACAAGGUUAUGUGAUUUUGAAGAAUGGGGGUUCAGUUGGUCUUUUUGACAAUUCUAUUGCUCGUGAAGUAUUGCAGAGACUCCAUUUCCACCACCAGGGUUUUAGCAUUUCAGAAGGCAGCUAACUACUGGUAUUUGGGGGUUGCAUAUAUGUCUAUACCCCACUUCUUAAAGACUGCCCAACAAUUUUCACCAGUCCUCUGCCCUGUUUUCUCUCAGCCUUUCAUUUUGAGGGUUAACAUGUAGCAGUGGUUUCUUAGCUGUAGCUCAUCCAUUACUUUUCGGUGGAGAAGACAAACAGCCUGCCCAGGGUUGGCUUUUUUUUUUCCCCAGCGUUGGCUUUUAACCCAGCACUGCACUCCAUAGGGUUGGCAAAGAUCUGCUGUCAGACUGUAGCCCUUGGUGGCAGAAGGAAAGAGGACUUGCUGCGCAUUCAGCUGGUUAGAGUACUGCUCUGUGCUGAAUACUGCCUGGCCUCCCUGCAGAGGACUGCGCUGAUGCAGAGCCACCAGCCACACCACACUAAUAAUGGCCAUGGAUGGAAAUGUUUGCCAAAGAAAUCUCUAGCCUUUCUCUUUCCCCUCGCUAUCAGGGAAGAAUUCUUAUCUGUAACUUGGUUUCCACAUGCAGUUCUUCUGAGGAAGGAAGGGUACUGGGACAAGAAACCUGUCCUGGAAUUCAGCAGGCAGGAAAUCGUAUUAAUCCAGUUUUGUUUUUUUGCAAGUCUAUGAUUUUUAAAAUGUCCAAGUUUAGUUUCACAAAAACUUUUUUUUUCCCCCCUGAAAUUUCUUUUGGGGUAAUAUUUAAAAUGAGAGACAUUUUGUAACCCUGUAAAAAACAUAGGGAAUAUAACAUUCCAUUGUACACGAAGAAGGUAAAUUCUUUAAUCAAAUAAAGAGUAUUAUAAAAUGA